AUGCCGGCGGAAAAAGAGCGUCGCUUCUCCCGUCUGGCUGCGCUGCUGCGUCGCCCGUCGUCGUCCUCUUCCUCGUCCGCCAAGACCGCCGCCGCCGCCGCCGCCGACCCAGCAGCAACGUCGACCUCAGCGACCGCCAGCGCCGCCAACAGCAUCACCACCGCUGCCGCCGCGCCCGCCAGCCAGAAGGACAAGAAGGAGGACCUCAAGACCGCGAGCAGAGCAGACGAGCAGGCCUUGGACGACGCUGUCGACAGCGACUCGACGCCGCGCCUGUCGCCCUGGACCUCGCUGCCCGACCAGCUGCCGAGUGCCUCCACCACCACAUCCACGACCUCUACGACUCCUACGCCAGCGCCAGCACCACCAGCUACAGCAGCAUCUACGACAUCUACGACGUCUACAGCUGCAGCUGCUACGGCGACCAGGGCCCGGCGCACUCCUCGACCGGAGGGCCACAGAUUGGGCGUGGAUUCGCGGCCCAACAGAGCUCCCUCGCUCUCUAGUCCGUCGCAGCAGCAGCAUCUGCAACACCUGCAGCAUCCACAGCACCCACCGGGACAGCCAAUUGCUACGGCUGUACGGUCUGCUCCCGCCGCUAGACAGGUCCCCUCGCCGCUGAUCGAGUCCCCUGCUACCUCGAACCCGCCUCUGCCUCGCGCGAGACUAGUCAGCGUCGACAACGGGAAUCACGCCCGACGCUGCGACGACUUUGCCUUCGCACCGUCACCAAACUCACAGCAGCAGCACGGCCGAGACCCUUCGCCUGCACAGCUCCAGGGCCGGAUCCAGCGCCAGUUUAGCCGUCGAGGGAGUGUCGGUGGCUCGGCUCGACAGCUAAACACUAUUACUACUGCUGCCGCUGCCGCUGCCUCGCUUUUCGACGACCCCCAUCAAGGCCUGCAGUCCCCUACCACAUCCCCGAUAUCAGCAUCGCCCGUCUCAGCUGCUGCGCCUGGGAGAAGCCCCCAGAUACCCGAGCAGCUGCCAAAGGGGCCUCGACGACCUUCUCUUGCCGUCAGGAGGCAGUCUCUCGUCCCCGCGUCGCAGCAGCGGCUCAUAAACACCCUGCUUGAGCCACCAUACACCAGUGGUGCCGAGUAUUUCCCCCGUUCUACGCCCGCCAUCCAGUUCGACAUGAUCAACCGCAAGGUCUGGGUCAAACGGCCCGGCUCGUCUCCCACCCUCGUCCUGGUCACCGAGGAAGACCUGGUCGAUGACCUCCGUGACUCCAUCCUCAAGAAAUACGCCAACUCCCUCGGCCGAACCAUCGACUCUCCAGAUAUCGUCAUCAGGCUCAUCCAGCGAGAGCCAUCUAGCAGACACGGCCAGCUGGAACGAGUCCUGGGGCCCGAGGAGCCGCUUACUCGCACACUCGACCAUUUUUACCCCGGCGGGCAGACGAUAGAUGAAGCCCUCAUCAUCGAGGUGCCUCCACGACGGACUCCAAAGGCCUCUCCUCUUACCCCCUAUGCCCAUACAGACGACUCCCGGGGCAUGGACCAACAAGGCGGCUACUUUCCGCCCAUGCAUAUGAUUACUCCUAACAGUGCUACUCUCAAGGACUCCAUGGGCUCUCCCCAUCCAAAUUCCAUGCAGGUCAUCAAUACCGGCCAGGUGCCGCCCAUCCCUUCACCAGGAGUACGUGGGCCAUGGCAGCAGCCACAACAUCGAAGCAGCUAUCACCAAUACGCCGGCUCUCAGGGGCCAGGCUCUCUCCCAUCACCCUCAAAUGGUACGUAUUUCAAAAUAUUAUUUUUUUUAUCUAUUUUUUUUUUUAUUUUUAUUUGUUUCUUUAUUUUCCUAUACAUCCUCGAUAUUAACGGAUUCACAUAUGUAGACUCAGUGAAUCCUCAUCCACCAGCCAACGGCGUACCUACCGCCUCAUCACCCCCUUCUGCAGCAACUCCGCCCGCUCUCCCUUCAGAACCAGCUCCCAAAUCCGUCUCCCCUCCUUCUCGCGUCGCCUCCCCUCGUCCCAAGGGCCUUGAAAAGCUGAACAAGAACAGCAGCACCAACUCGAACCCGCUUCCAACCUCCUUACUCGACGGUGCUAUACCCCCGAUCAAUGUCCUCAUUGUCGAGGAUAACACCAUCAACCUAAAACUGCUCGAGGCCUUCAUGAAACGUCUCAAGGUCCGCUGGCAGACCGCUAUGAACGGCCGCGAAGCAGUCAACAAGUGGCGAGAAGGAGGCUUCCAUCUCGUGCUCAUGGAUAUCCAAUUGCCCGUCAUGAGUGGCCUAGAAGCCACACGUGAAAUCAGACGGUUGGAACGGGUCAAUAAUAUUGGUGUGUUCCAGCGUUCGGCUGGGCCGUCCUACUCUGCAUCCAUGGUUGGGUCGACGCCUACUUCGCCUUCCGUCGCGGAGACUCCAUCCUCCGAGUCAAACCCUGAAGACGAAGUCAAGCCCGAGGAUCUCUUAAACAAAGAGAACCAGUUCAAGAGCCCUGUCAUCAUCGUUGCCUUGACGGCAAGCAGCUUGCAGAGUGACAGGCAUGAAGCCCUGGCCGCAGGAUGCAAUGACUUCCUAACUAAGCCUGUAAACAUCGUCUGGCUCGAGCAAAAAGUAACGGAAUGGGGCUGCAUGCAAGCCCUAAUUGACUUUGAAGGCUGGCGCAAAUGGCGUGGCUUCUCAGACCUAAACAGCGAUUCUACCAUUGCCGCCACCAUCAGAAAGGGCAAAGAAAACGCCGGCCCAGCUCUAACACCUUCAGACGCCACUCCUCGAAAACUUAACCCUAUAAAGUCACUUUUGGCAAAAUCGAGCAAUGGCAAUCUUCAAUCUAAAUCACGGGCCGCGCCACCAUCUACCACCUUCGCAGACGGGACAGACGAUUCCUCAACGGUCAGCUCCACCACCACCACUAUUGCCCCGAGGGCCGACGGCGGUUUGUCAACGCCCGUUGGAACUGCCGUUUCUCCUGCAUCUUCUUCACCCACACCUGUGGCUACGAGAAGAUUACCUGUAGCCUCCAAGGCGCAAAACGGAAGUGCAAAUGGCUCUACGAGCCCGCAAACUUGGAAGAACAGCCAGCGGAACGGUGUUCCCGUGGGAGCUGCGCCUCCUUGA
Messenger RNA from Trichophyton benhamiae CBS 112371, 3072 nucleotides. RefSeq names its product response regulator, putative. Gene Ontology annotation, molecular function: protein kinase activator activity; phosphorelay response regulator activity. The record is from RefSeq and is a predicted model, not a curated record. NCBI's taxonomy places the organism in Eukaryota, Fungi, Ascomycota, Eurotiomycetes, Onygenales, Arthrodermataceae. Gene Ontology annotation, biological process: osmosensory signaling via phosphorelay pathway. The transcript has 2 exons. Bases 1 to 3072 code for a protein of 1023 amino acids. Gene Ontology annotation, cellular component: Mcs4 RR-MAPKKK complex.